GUACAGGCCGCACCGGGAUCCCACCGUGGGACAAAGCUGAUCUCCGCUUCCUGGAGCGGGAAGAUCGUCUUCCUGAGCAUGGGAGAGAACCAGGUUCGUUGGCAUGGAAUUUUAUGGAGAACUGAACUGUCCAGGCAGUGGUGAGGGAAGGAGUUACUAAUGGCUGGCCAGGACACAAGUUUGCAAGAGGAGGAGACUCCCCAUGAGAGAGGCAUUUUGCAGGUCUGGACGGCAUGUGGUAUCUCUGGGAUCCCCAAGCAGCUGCCUGGCCUUGGUGGCAAGGUGGUGUUACAGGCUGCUUUGGGAGCAGAACAUGGUGUGCUCCUGACAGAAGAUGGCGAUGUCUACAGCUUUGGAUGCCUUCCGUGGGGACUGGACUGUGAGGCUAGUCAGUCAACAGGCCCAAUGCUGGAGCAGGCCUUAGCUGGCUUGCAUGUGGUCAGUGUGGCGGCCGGUAGCUACCACAGUGGAGCAGUAACCGAGGAUGGAGCUGUAUACAUGUGGGGAGAGAAUUCAUCCUGCCAGUGUGCAGUCCAGGGUCAAAGCCAGAUCCCGAUACCCACCCUGGUCAUGAUAUCAGACUCUGAAACCAGCCCCCCAGAGUUGGUCAAGACAGUGCAGCUGGCUUGCGGAGAACAGCACAGCUUGGCUCUGUCAUCGAGGAAGGAGAUCUGGGCCUGGGGCAGCGGCUGCCAGCUCGGACUCGUCACAGCCAUUUUCCCCUUGGCAAAGCCACAGAAGCUGGAGCACCUUGCUGGACGGGCAGUGAUACAAAUCGCCUGUGGUUCCCACCACAGUCUGGCACUGGUUCAAAGGCCCUGGCCCCAUGAGAAGAAGCAGAACUCGGAAAAGUGCCACCACUGCCACCAGCUGCUGCUGACCAUGAUGGACAAAGAAGAUCAUGUGAUCAUCUCAGAUAGCCACUACUGUCCUCUGGGCAUGGCACUGUCCAACUCAGAACACAAGAACUCUGCCCAGAAUCCUGAUCACCACUGCUCCCCAUCUGAGCAACUCCCUCACAAUCAUGUAACGGGCGCAGACAGAUCCGAGCAGCCCCAGCCAGUGCAUCCUGAGCACUUCUCAGGUGAUACUGACAAAGUGGAAUCAGCGCAAUGCCCUGAUAACUCUGAGGCAGGUGAACCUCCCAGCUCGCAGCAGGAGCCCAAUGGAGUAUUAAACCACACAAAACCCAGGAGUUCACAGUACCCCGAUGAGGAGGCAGUAAAAGCAUACCUCAGAAAGCUGUCUGACAUCUCCCAACUGGACUCCUCCACAAAAAGCGUGCACCCUCCCAACCUGCCACCUUUAUCCAUGUCUGAGGACACCCAACCCAGCAGCCCUUCCUCUGCAGCACCUUCAACAUUUAAUAACCUGGUUGUCUCCUGUGCUUCAGUUGUUGGCGAGAGAGUAGCCGCCACCUAUGAAGCCCUUUCGCUCAGAAAAGUAGUGAACUACUACUACCCAUCUCAGGGUGCAAUUGCGGCUUGCAUCGGCAGCCCAGCCAGUGGUGGAAUCCAGCACAAAGACACCAGAAAGGAACUGGUAAAAAUGGAGGAGUCCAUGCCUGACAAAAAGAGCUUCAGCCUGGGCGAUAUACGGGAGCAAGACUCAGAGGGCUUUUGUCGUCGACUCUCUCUGCCAGAUCUUCUAUCCCAAGUUUCCCCAAGACUUCUCAGAAGAGCAGGACGAGCAAGAAUCAAAUCGGUGAGCCUGACCCCAACGCCCGGAAGUGAGGCAGCUGCACACCUUCCUUCCUUACAGACAGAGUUAUGGAGCUGGGGACGAGGCAAAGAGGGCCAGCUAGGUCAUGGAGAUGUCCUUCCCAGGCUUCAACCCCUGUGCAUCAAGAGCUUGAGCAAUAAGGAGGUGGUCCAGAUUGUGGCUGGUGCAUACCACUCAUUGGCUUUAACUGCCAGGUCACAGGUCUAUUCAUGGGGCAGCAACUCCCAUGGACAACUUGGCCACACAGAGUCACCCACCAUCAUGCCUCGUCUAGUCAAGAUUCCAGAGGGUGUCCGUGUGUGGGAUAUAGCAGCUGGACAAGGACAUUCCCUUUUUUUGACUGAUGGGGAAUCCUUUCAGCCCAACGUCUAUUACAGUGGACAACAAGCGGCGCACGAGACCAGCAACAUUGAAUGUGGUCAUUCUUGCACCCAGCAACCAAUGCUUCUAUCAGCCUGUAGUGAGCUUGGAUACGUAAACAGCUUGGUCGCAGGGGGACAGAUGUGCAUGGCACUCUCAGACAGGAACGUAAUGGGCUACAUUGCCAGCUUACAUGAACUAGCAUCAUCAGAGAGGCGAUUCCAAUGCAAGUUGAGUGACGUGAAAAAUCAGAUACUCAAACCCCUGCUGGGGUUAGAUAACCUGACUUCCACUUUGGGUUUGACUUUGAGCCAGUUACUACAGGACACAGCCAGCAAAUAUAGCAAACUGUGCUACCUGAUUGGACAGCACACUGUCGCCUUAAAUAAGUUCCUGCACACUUCAAAGGAUGUCAAGACCUUUGCCAUGUUGGAGCACACGAAUAUCUUCCUGGACACGUUCAAAGAGUACUCGGACUCAGUGGGGAAUCUUUUGGUGGUUGGUGGUUUUCAAGCACUUGCCAAGCCAACAGUUGAGCUCUUCAACAAAAGCUUGCAGACCCUCCUGCAGUUGGCUGAAGUGACAGAUGAGAGUGUCCAUGCUGCUGACCUCUUGCACACCCUCUUUUACAUGCCCAACAGGCACCUGCAUGAAUACGCCCGUCUGCUGCUCAAACUUGCAACUUGCUUUGAGGUGGUCUCCAAAGAAUACUACAAGCUACAGGAAGUCAGCUGUCAGUGUGAAGCCCUUGGCCUGUUCCUGAAGAAAAAGCGCAAAGAAGCAGAAUACACCUACAACUUUUGGAAAACAUUCCCAGGGAAAAUGACGGCUUUUCUGACGAGACAUUUUUCCACUGAUUCACUGAGGAAGCCAGAGCGACGACUCAUAUGUGAGAGCAGCAACCGGGCACUCACACUGCAACACGCUGGCAGAUUCUCCAUUAACUGGUUUAUCCUCUUCAACGAUGCACUAGUUCAUGCUCAGUUUUCGACACAUCACAUAUUUCCUCUUGUGACACUUUGGGUAGAGCCUCACAUUGAAGAAGGCAGCAACCCGAAUUCCUUGAAAAUAACCACAGCAGAAGAACAGUUUGUCCUCACUGCGGUCUCGCCUCAGGAGAAGACCAAGUGGUUAAGAGCAAUUAACCAGGCUGUGGACCAGGCACUGAAUGGUGGUCAGGAUUACCUGCCCCCUGGACCUGGAAAUGCCACCCGAGCAGAACCCCCCAUCUCACGUACAGCCAGUUACACCUUCUACAAGGACCCACGAUUGAAGGAGGCAACGUACGAAGGUCGCUGGCUGGCUGGAAAACCACACGGCAAAGGCGUGCUGCAGUGGCCCGAUGGAAGAAUGUACACUGGUGACUUCAGAAACGGUUUAGAAGAUGGGUAUGGCGAGUACAUCAUACCCAAUAAAGCUCUGAAGAAGAAUGAUCACUAUCAGGGCCACUGGAGAGAAGGCAGGAUGCACGGCCAUGGAAUUUACAAAUAUGCCACAGGAGAGGUGUAUGAAGGCUGUUUCCAAGACAACAUGCGCCAUGGUCACGGCUUACUCCGCAGUGGCAAAUUGACGUCGUCCUCCCCCAGUAUGUUCAUUGGGCAGUGGGCACAGGACAAAAAAAUGGGCUAUGGUGUGUUUGAUGAUAUCACGAGGACGCCCGCCGUCAAACGUCCUCCCCCUGCCAGGAGGGUGGGAUGGUCCUGGCCGUGGACGUCCCAGGCGCCAUCAUCAGCACACCUCACUGACCAACCAGCUGGAGGCACAGGAGGUGAGAAGUACAUGGGCAUGUGGUUGGAUGACAUCCGCCAUGGGAAUGGAGUUGUGGUCACUCAGUUUGGCCUGUACUACGAGGGUACCUUCAGCAGCAAUAAAAUGGUGGGCUCCGGUAUCCUGCUUUCUGAAGAUGACACCAGCUUUGAAGGAGAGUUCUCAGAUGACUGGAUCUUAAAUGGAAAGGGAAUCCUGACUAUGCAAAAUGGUGACUACUUUGAAGGAACUUUCAACGGAGAGUGGGGUGCAGGGAUUAAAGUUGCUGGGACGUACUUCAAGCCUAAUUUAUAUGAGUCCGACAGGGAGAAAUCGCGUGUGCUGAAGUUGGGUAAACUGGCUGUGCAUCCUGAUGAGAAAUGGAAGGCUGUGUUCGAUGAGUGUUGGAGUCAGCUUGGCUGUGAAUCUGCUGGGCAGGGUGAUGUCCUCAAGGCUUGGGAUAAUAUUGCAGUUUGUCUCACCACGAGCAGACGGCAGCAUAAGGACAGCCCUGAUUUCAGGAGUCGAUCUCACACUCAAACUUUGGAGAGUUUGGAAGUUAUCCCUCAGAUUGUUGGCCCCAUCACCUUGGAUAAAUACGAGACCAUCCGGAAAUAUUUAAUAAAGGCAUGUGACACCCCUCUACAUCCACUGGGGAAACUGCUAGAGACUCUAGUGGCCGUGUAUAGGAUGACCUAUGUGGGAGUGGGUGCAAAUCGACGAUUACUGCAGCAAGCAGUCAGUGAAAUCAAAUCCUACCUAACUCGCAUCUUCCAGCUGGUCAGAUUUCUCUUUCCAUUCCUCCCAGAUGGUGACGAUCUGACAUCAGGAACACACGAUGACAAAGAGGUUGACAGCGAGGAAGGGACUUUGUCUAGCCAAGGCAGGGUCCCACUGGUUACGAGCUGUGGCCUGCUCCUUCCAGUCCUGUUACCCCGGCUCUAUCCACCUCUCUUCACACUUUACGCUCUAGACAAUGAGAGGGAGGAAGAUGUUUACUGGGAGUGUGUGCUCCGACUCAACAAGCAACCAGAUCUAUCCCUACUUGGCUUCCUGGGAGUACAGCAGAAGUUUUGGCCUGUCAUUGUCUCUAUACUUGGAGAGAAGAUGGAGGUACAAUCCAUCACGAAGGAUGUUUGCUACGCUUCUGCUAUCGAAAGUUUACAGCAGAUCAGCACCACCUUCACACCAGCUGACAAGCUGAAUGUUAUCCAGCAGACCUUUGAGGAGAUCACACAGGAGGUCCUGACUAUGGUGCAAGGAGACUUUCUUUGGUCAAUGGACGACCUCUUCCCUGUCUUCCUGUAUGUGGUGCUUCGAGCAAGGAUCAGGAAUUUGGGCUCAGAGGUUCAUCUGAUUGAAGAUCUGAUGGAUCCUUCAGUACAGCAUGGAGAACAGGGGAUCAUGUUCACCACUCUGAAGGCCUGCUAUUAUCAAAUUCAACAUGAGAAGCUAACAUAGGACAACAGAUCUCUCCUCUCCAUUCUGUUCCUCUGACUCAAAAGGACUGUGCAACAUUUGGACAGCUGGCCUGUGGGUGCAGACUAGGCACAUUCGAACACUCAGUUACAGACAAGCUCAUUUUCAUCUUGAGUGUGAUCUGUCUCUCCCACUCAUUCUCCAGCUCUCACAUUGAGUCGUGUUCUCACUCUUCUACUUAUUUUUCUCACCAUCCUUGCCUGGCUUGCACACUCAUUUGUUCAUCUUCCUUGCACACUUAUUUGUUCAGCCUCCUCACUGGCUCUCAACUUCUCACACACCUGAAUAAUCAGGCAUGGGUGUAGACUUCCAAUGUGAUGGAAUUUGAUCUGAAGAGUUUUAAAUUUGAACAGUUGAGGUUAACUUUACAGCUUAUUUUACAUGAAGUUUAUUUAUUAUGGUGUUUCAUUGGACGAAAAAAUAAAGUCUAGGAUAAGUCAUACUCCAAUGCACCAGAAUGAAGAACUGAAAUGACUGACAAUGUAUUUGUGUUUCUGCAGAGUAGAGUUAUUGGAAAGUGAGUACAGAGAAUCGUUCCAGUAUUUGGCGGCAUAAUUCUGUCUACCAUUGCACUGAGUAUUAGGGACAUGUGGACUGCCAUUGGUCAGUCUCCUGGAUCCCUCUCCUUUCACCUGUUGAGUAGAGACAGAGUGGGGAAACAUUAUGUCUGCACACUUUAGGAUCACUGGAAAGAUCACAAUGUAAUGGCAAGUCAUUAUGAAACGUUAAUGAGACCACAAUUGAAGAAGUGUGUACAGUUUCUGAGCUCCACACUAUAGCAAGGAUGUUGAGAUAUUGGUUAAAUUAGCUUCUUUGGAAGCUGUAUUGUUUGGUAAAAUGCCAAAACUUGAAAAAUCAGUUGUUUUCAUUUGAACAGAGAGCAUGGGAGAUGGUAGACAAGACUAUUUCCAAUGAUUGGUCUGAUGUGGAAUGAUUUGGGCAGUGGGGGUGCAGUGACACAGAGAAAUCACGAUAAGUACAUAGUUAAGCAUCAUAAAAGCAGAGAGAAGAAAUCAUGAGAAAUUUCAGAAAAGGAACCAGAAGUUUUACACAGGGGCUCUGAGGCUGCAAAAUUCACGAACUAAAUCAACAGACAGCCAUGUAAUUUCCAUUAGUUUUUACAAAUUCCAGUUUUUUUUAUUUGUUUCAUGACUGGUUGAUUGAGUUGGAACUUCCUUCUGCCCAUGGUUUCUGAUUUCCGUUAUUCCUCCCCUUCAUUGCUUUGAGCACAAGUAGGGAAACGUGGGUUCUAAUUGUACAAGAGAUUUGAAAACGAGAACAGGAUAAUUUUGCUGCUAAAUCCUGUCCGCUUGGAUUCACCUGAAACCCCCUGUUUUACUCUCUAAAUCCAUCUCUGCCUCUGUUUGGGGUUUCAUUGUUCAAAGGGCCUUUUGAUUAAUUCUGGACAUCACUAUGUUUCAUUAUGUUGAAGUGGCAGAACUCCUGAUUUAUUCCUGCUUUCUUUUCUUUAGCCUUUUAGCCAUCAAAUGUGUGUCUUCGUAAGAUUAUCUGUACAAAUCUACUUCAUAAUUCUGAAACACCCCCCUCCAUGUGCUCUAAAAUUCUAGUCUUGCCUCAUUUUCAGACCUCCCCUCCAUGUCCAUCCCUCUCCUUCCUGUGACUGUCUGAAUUCCAUACACAUUACUCCAAAUGGGAUUGACCAGUAUCUAAUCCAUCCACAACAUUUGACAUGUAAAAUGUGGAACUGCAGAUUGAAAACAAAAUGUACGGUACUGGAAAUCUGGUGCUGCGCUCUCUCUUUCUAGUGCUCGCUGAGGUGCAUGGGGAUGGCGUUGCCCCUCUCAAGGUCACAGCUCUCCUCAAGGCACCCCUGCACUGCAAAUCCCUGUGCGCUUAAGAAAACCUCCAUUGUGUGAUUGUCCAGUAGUCAUGUGAUUUCACCCUCUGCCAGGGGAACAGGGUACUAGCUGUGUGUUGAUACAGAGAGUGCCAUGAGAAAGCUCAAUUGCCUCUGGCAACAGGCUGCCCAAGGUGUCUCAAUAUAAACUAGCUCCCCAUUGCGAGCAGGUUGUGUUCUCUUGUGAUCUGCACACACAGUGAGUGGUGAUAGGGAAUACUAAAUGAUUCUUCCUUUUCUUUUUAAGUGCCCUGUCAGUGAGAGACAUGGCAUAUAGAACCUUUACUUAAACAUAAGUGCAAGAAGCAGUGUGGAUGACUUAUGGCUGACAUAAGCCCCCUGUUUAAACUCACUGCACAAAUUGCUUCCCACCAGCUCUCUGCAUUUCCGACAGCCAGUCAUUGCUUGAGAUCUGGAGGAUACUUUUAAAUUAUUAAAUCUGUAAAAUUUUGCUCCUCUCCAGUUCUGCUUCCCAAGUUGUAUCUUCUAUAAUCCUGUUAUCCCCUUGAUGAAUGGGCCAGAGCAUUGAAGAAUCAUUGUUGUAACUGUUUUCACUGGCUGUGGUUCAGUGGGUAGUUUAUUUCUCUCGGAGUCUGAAGAUUGAGAGUCAAGCCCCACACCAGAGCCCACAAAACAGGUUGACACUCUAGUGUGGUUCUGAAGGAGUGUUGCACUCCUGGAGGUGCCAUCCUUCAGUUGAGAUGUAAUGAGAUAGUCCCAAAGACCGAGUCAAGUAAUUAAAAGAAAGUCCAUAAUGGUUUGUUCAGGAAAAGCAGGUAAUUCUGAAGCACAUGAAGAAUCCCAGUCACGAACCCUGCCUUCGAUACUGCUGCAGUGAAAGUGGCUUUACAGACUCAGUCCUGUAAAAUAUUGUCGCAAUUGUAUUGCAGUAUCCUAUUUAUUAAUAAAAGGUUUAAUAUUUUGUAGUCUUGUGAAGACAUUGAAGAGAUUGAAUAUAAAUCUAAAAUGUGUACAGAGAAUUGUUUUAAAACUGACAUUGUAUAUUGUGCUUCACAGUACAUUGGAUUAUUGUGAUCCACAAUGGCUGCAAUAAAGUGGAACUCGCGCCUC
Stegostoma tigrinum is the source of this 8236-nucleotide messenger RNA. RefSeq names its product alsin Rho guanine nucleotide exchange factor ALS2 b (gene als2b). Bases 160 to 5289 code for a protein of 1709 amino acids. Lineage: Eukaryota; Metazoa; Chordata; Chondrichthyes; Orectolobiformes; Stegostomatidae. The record is from RefSeq and is a predicted model, not a curated record. The transcript has 35 exons.